This is a messenger RNA of Sporothrix brasiliensis 5110, 1899 nucleotides long. Its product is annotated as nitrate reductase. The record is from RefSeq and is a predicted model, not a curated record. Gene Ontology annotation, molecular function: oxidoreductase activity; molybdenum ion binding. The transcript has 3 exons. Bases 1 to 1899 code for a protein of 632 amino acids. Lineage: Eukaryota; Fungi; Ascomycota; Sordariomycetes; Ophiostomatales; Ophiostomataceae.
AUGGCCCCCGUCAGCCCUCAUCCGGGAUCCUCGCCCGAGGCGAUCGCCAACGAGCCAAAUUGGACCAGUCGGCACAACCACCGCAUUGGAUUUCGGAGCCGCGACGACCGGAUACCGGGGCUCAGCGACAGCUAUGGCGACUAUGUGCUGGAAAUCGAGAGGUCCAGGGAAGACCUGGCUGCCCUCGAGCGCGAGAAAAAGGAGGGCCAGCUGGUCGAUUUUCGAGAGGUCAUCCAGCGCCAGGAGGAUUUUCACCUACGCCACCCAGAGAAUCGCUCGCUCGGCUGGCGAUACGUGCUCAACACCACGGAGGACUGGAUGAAGCACCAGCAAAAGUGGCCGGCGAAUGCAAGCAAGCGACAGAAGGACGAGGGGACGCAAUCGCGAGGGACGAACGAAAGCGGCACAACGCAGACAGACGAGCAAACGACCAAGGACGACAGCCAAGACCAAGACAGCGACCAUGCAGACAAAGACACGUACAGCCCAAGAGAGCAAGCCUUCUUGGAAACCCUGCUGCGGGAGAAACAGUACAUGUCGACGCUGCCGGUCAACGACGGCCGUCGAGCGGCACCGCGCCUUGCCAAUCGGACAACAAUGUCCAUUGACGAGCAGGACCAGUUCACGCCCGACAACUGGCUGCCACGCUCGGCCGACCUCGUCCGCCUGACCGGCAAGCAUCCCCUGAACGCGGAGCCGCCUCUGUCGCACCUCUUCGACGCCGGGCUCAUCACGCCCAACGAGCUCCAUUAUGUGCGCAACCACGGCGCCAUGCCGAGGCUCCUGUGGGAGUUCCACCGGCUGGACAUUGCGUGCGGCGCGAAAGCCGUGUCGCUCUCCAUGGACGAACUCAAGGACAACUACGACACCAUCAACAUUCCUGUCCUCCUGGCGUGCGACGGCAACCGCCGCAAGGAGCUGAACCAGAUCCGCAAGAGCAGAGGCUUCAACUGGGGCGCGGGGGCCGCCAGCUGCGCGCACUGGAAGGGCCCGCUGCUGCGCGACACCCGGCACUGGGUGACCUUUGCCGGGGCGGACGCGCUCAGCGCGGGCCGCUACGAAACGUGCAUCCCGCUCGCAUACGCCAUGGACCCGGCAAACGACGUCCUGCUGGCCUACCAGAUGAAUGACCUCGUCCUGCCGCCGGACCACGGCUACCCCGUCCGCCUGAUCAUACCGGGCUACGUCGGCGGCCGCUGUGUGAAGUGGCUGUCCAAGGUGUGGAUCACGGCGACAGAGAACCGCUCGCACUACCACAUCUGGGGCAACCGUGUGCUCCCCGGCUUCGUCACGGACAUGGACGGCGCGUUCGCCAAGGCCAUGUUCCACCACCCCGACACGCUGUGCAACGAGCAGAGCCUCAACUCGGUGAUUGUCAAGCCCGCGCACGGGGAGACGGUGCCGCUGGCCGAGGCGCGCAGAGGCCAGACAUACCGCGUCGCAGGGUACGCGUACGGCGGCGGCGGACACGCGGUCCAGCGGGUGGACGUCUCCCUGGACGGCGGCGGCACGUGGCUGUAUUGCGUGCGCACGUUUCACGACCACCCGAUCCGGCACGGCAACAAGUUCUGGACGUGGCUGCACUGGCACGGCCAAGAGGACGACUGCUGGCUCGUCGUCCAUGGCCGGGUGUACGACGCGACGCGUGUGCUGCGCUGGCAUCCCGGCGGCAAAGCGGCCAUCCUGGCACAUGCCGGCAAGGUCCACCAGCAAACGACGGACGAGUUUGCGAGCAUCCACGACGACUACGCCUAUGCGAAGCUGAAUGGCGACGGCCGACGAGGGGAGGGCACACCCAGCGGGCUGGCCAUACAGAAACACCGAUGGGUGCCCGUCCGGCUGGUCGACCGCCGCGACAUCUCGCACGACACGCGCAAGUAUACGUUCCAGCUGCCCUAA